This is a messenger RNA of Crotalus tigris (Tiger rattlesnake), 3274 nucleotides long. RefSeq names its product cytochrome P450 2A13-like. The record is from RefSeq and is a predicted model, not a curated record. NCBI's taxonomy places the organism in Eukaryota, Metazoa, Chordata, Lepidosauria, Squamata, Viperidae. Gene Ontology annotation, cellular component: intracellular membrane-bounded organelle; cytoplasm. The transcript is spliced from 8 exons. Gene Ontology annotation, molecular function: heme binding; oxidoreductase activity, acting on paired donors, with incorporation or reduction of molecular oxygen, reduced flavin or flavoprotein as one donor, and incorporation of one atom of oxygen; iron ion binding. Gene Ontology annotation, biological process: xenobiotic metabolic process. Bases 114 to 1607 code for a protein of 497 amino acids.
UGGAAGAAAAAGUGAGGUAAUUAAACUGCAAAACUAUUGUUGAACCAAAGCCCCCCUUCUUUGGCCCCUGAGCAGCAUCUGACUCCAAUUGGAAAAUAUCUGAACUGGCAGAAAUGCACAAUAGGCAGGUUGCCCGGCUUGGAAGGGACCCGGGCUGUUGCACAACCUGGAUGAUGAGGUGGGCGUUGCAUUUCUUUCCAGAUCCUAUAUUAGAUCUCCGAAGAGCCAGGCUGAUACUCUCUCCACAGCAGCACCUGGCAAGUGCUGCUGGAGCUGCCCGUCCCCAUGGAUCUCCUGGGAGCAGGGACCCUCUUCCUGGCCAUCUCCCUGGCCGGCCUCCUGCUCCUUUCCUCUUGGCAGCAAAUGAGCCGAAGGGGCAAGAUGCCCCCUGGACCCACGCCCCUCCCCCUGAUUGGGAACCUGCUCUGGGUAAACCGAAACAACCUGCCCAAUUCGCUCAUCAAGGAGUCGCCUUCAGCAAUGGGAAAAAACCCAUACAUCUGCGACGGUUCUCCAUCACGACCCUGCGCAAUUUCGGGGUGGGAAAGAGAUCCAUCGAAGAGCGGAUCCUGGAGGAAGCCCACUUCCUGCUGGAAGCCCUGAGGGGCACAAAAGGAGCCCCCUUUGACCCCACCUACUUCCUGAGCCGCUCCGUGUCCAACGUCAUCAGCUCCAUCGCCUUUGGCAACCGCUUUGACUACGAAGACCCGGAGUUCCUCUCUUUGCUGACCGCAGUGACAGAAGUCUUUCGCUUCAGCUCCUCAGCCCAGGGACAGCUCUUGGACAUCUUCUUUGAAAUUGUGCAACGCCUCCCUGGCUCACAGCAAAAGGUUUUGAAGAGGUUUUCGGAACUGAAGGAAUUUGUGGCCAAGAAGGCAAAAGCCCACCAGGAGACCCUGGACCCCAACUCCCCACGGGAUUUCAUUGACUGCUUCCUGGUGAAAAUGCUGCAGGAAGAAAAAAACCCUGACUCUUUCUUCUCCAUGGAGGAACUGGUCGCAACCACGCUUAACAUCUUCUUUGGUGGUACCGAAACGGUCAGCACCACCUUGCGUUAUGGGUUCCUGAUCCUGCUGAAGUACCCAGAGGUGGAAGAGAAGAUCCACGAGGAGAUUGACCGUGUCAUUGGUGUCAAUAGGACUCCCACCAUGGAGGACCGGCUGCAAAUGCCCUACACGGACGCUGUGAUUCAUGAGAUACAGAGAUUUGGGGACAUUCUCCCCCUGGCCCUGCCACGACGUGUCACCCAAGAUGUCCAGUUAAGAGGAUACACAAUUCCCAAGGGGACAGAGGUAUUCCCCAUGUUGGGAACAGCAUUGAGAGACCCCAAACAUUUUGCAAGACCUGAGGAGUUUGACCCCCAACACUUCCUGGAUGAGAAGGGGCAGUUCAAGAAGAAGGAGGCUUUCAUACCCUUCUGCAUUGGAAAGCGCUACUGCUUUGGGGAACAUCUGGCCCGUGCUGAGCUCUUCCUCUUCCUCACCAGCAUCCUGCAGCAUUUCCACUUCAAAUCAGCUGUGCCUCCUGAAGACAUCGACCUCUCCCCAAUGUUGGUGGGGUUCGGCACUAUCCCACAGAUCUAUGAGGUCUCAGUCAUCCCCCGCUGAGUGAGGCGCCCUCUGGAGCACUUGCGGCGUUCCUUUCUACCUCUGCCGAUUCCUUCUGGCUGCAGGAGGUGCCCUCUAAGGACACGCCUCUCCUGCUGAGGGCACGUAGCCGCCUCUCCAUCUGCAGAGAGCCUGGCACCUACGGGCACCCCCUCCCUUGCAUUGCACUGUGCUCCUGCUCCUGUACCCCAACUUCUGUACCUCUGUGGUCCUUGGUCUCCCUCCUUCUCAGACAGUCUAGUUCAAUCCUGCCUCUCUUUGAAGUUACCAACUCAGGCAGGUUUCUGUUUCGUAAAAUCUCCUCUGUAUGUUGACCUGUUCUCUAUACAAAUAAACAUUCUUUGCCAACCUAACAUGGAAGCGGAGGCAAAGUUGAAGGGUCCUGGGCCAGCAGGUGGAGCUUGAGGCUGGGGCCAGUUGGUGCCAAGGGCCGGCCUGUCCUUUCCCCGUCCUUCCUGAGCAGAAUUUCAGACUCUUCUGCCCUGACGUGGGAAAGGAUCACCUUGAGGAAUCCCUUCCAGGCUACCUGGGAAAGGAGCAGCUGGAAUUCCGGAAUUCCUUGCAAUGCUUGUAGCUCAUCCGCAGUAAUCAAAGAGUUCCUCUGGGCUUCUGGUUUGCUUGAAUCCCAAGAAUUUGAGCCUCCAGAAGGUCUUUUGACAUGUUUCCCUGAAGGAGGUAAUUAAGAGCAAACUGCCGUUUUCCCUCCUCCCCAAUGUUAUAAUCAGCCCCCCUCUUUGCUUUCCCUGUGGUCUCACCUACUGAGCUUCCUGGGGAACCUCGAAAAGUGGGUGCAAUGGCACAUCUACCAAGAGGGAAGCUGAGGCAAGGGGUCUGGGAACAAGCCGUGGCCUUCCUGAGCUACUGAUGUGUCCUCUUUGGGCUGACAGUCAGCCCUUUUCUCUGAAUUGGAUGCCGCUGCAUGGAAAGGAGCCCAGGCCACUGGGCAGCAGAAGGGGCCCCACUCCCAGGGACCCCCAGGCAGAUGAAGAGCCUUGCAGAGAGCUGUGCCGGCCCUGGGGAGGAUGGUGGCUGCCUUUCCCUUGGAAAGAAGGGGUGUCCCAUGUAGGAAAGAAAUCCAAUCCCCCUCCCCAGUUUCCUCCCACUCCUCAUCAACCAAACUUUCAGCCAGUUUCAGGCAAAAGGGGAGAAAUUGCACUGAAAUGGAUUUAAUGCCAAAGUGGCAUUAAAGAUGGCAAAGGGCAUCACCCUCCUCAACUACAGGAAAUCUCUCCUUAGGCUAUCAGAGAGCUCCCUGUUUCAGCUCCCUGGCUUUUCCGGCAGGCCUGGGGUUUAUAAAACCUAACCCCUGGAUGAUUGUCUUUGUACUGUUGUUUUGUUAUGUUUUAUGUGUUUUUUAUUGUUAGCCACCCAGAGUGGGGCGGCUUAUAAAUUUAAAUAAUAAUAAUAAUAAUAAUAAUAAUAAUAAUAAUAAUGGAAAAACUCCAAGGCCAGCGGGGAGCCUGACUGCUUGGCCAGACGGCUUAUUGUGCUUCCCAAGAAUUCCCAGAGCUGGGCUCUCUUCAUGCCCCUUCAGGGACCAGCGGGAGAGCUUUUCUCUUACAGAAACUCUGCGGGCAAAUUGACUGGUGGCCUCCUCAAAUGGCUGGUUUCGUAUUCUGUAUUUCGCUUGUACUCUGCCUUCCGGAAUAAACUUCUGCUACAAGCAA